Archocentrus centrarchus (flier cichlid) is the source of this 2199-nucleotide messenger RNA. RefSeq names its product 40S small subunit processome assembly factor 1 (gene fsaf1). NCBI's taxonomy places the organism in Eukaryota, Metazoa, Chordata, Actinopteri, Cichliformes, Cichlidae. The transcript has 9 exons. Bases 163 to 915 code for a protein of 250 amino acids. The record is from RefSeq and is a predicted model, not a curated record.
CGUUUUCCUGCCCUCUGUUCACUACGGUGGCUGCACGGGACCAAAACGCCGGAUCGUGUUGCGUGUGCCAUGUGCGCUCUGUUGUCAUUCAGACACAAGUUAGCAACAAUAUUUUCUCUCUUUUUUUUGCACUCACUCACCUGCUUAUAACGUUAGCACAAAAUGGGGUCCGAGGCGAACGGGAAUAACGACGGAGAUUGUUUGUUUCUGGAGCGCGUUUUGGACAAGCUUUACGACUUUGGAUCAGGACCAAAACAGAAAUCCCAUAAGAAGAAAAAACGAAAGAGAUGUGAAGAAGAGGAGGUAGAAGAGGAUCUCCCUUUAGUGAGGGAUGUAUGCAGUGAUACUGAAGACUACAGAGCAGAGCGGGAUGGUGCUGAACAGCAGCAGCAACAACCAAAGGCUGCACAGACAGGUCCAGCCAUCCGGCAAGUGAACCAGGUGGAGGUAGUCACAUUUCAAGACCCCACAAAAAAAAGGAACACACAGUCAGCACCAUCCCCUAACAAAAUACCGGCCCUUCAGAUAACCGAGAGGGAGCAAAGCGACCAGCUAGGAGAACUCAGUUUGGAAAAGGCUCGUCUGGAAGUCCAUCGGUUUGGGAUUACAGGCUAUAGGAAGGAGCAGCAGCGUGUUUUUGAACAGGACAGAGCAGUCAUGUUGGGAGCCAGACCUCCUAAAAAGGAAUAUGUCAACUAUAAGGUGCUUCAGGAGCAAAUCAAAAAGCAGAAAGAGAAAGUAAAAGAGGAGGCUCAGCUGGGACUAAAGAAAAAGAAGAAGAGUAAACAGAGAAACAAGAAGACAACUUUGCCUUCGGGUCCUGGUGCAGCCCCCUCUGGUCAGUUGGGCCGCUUCAAGAACGGCAUGCUGAUCCUCAACUCCAAGGAGAUCCAGAAGAUCAAAGGCAGCAAGUGAGAGAUUUGAAUCCUAGAAAAUGGAAAAUGCAUACCAGCAGUGACUCUGCCUACUGGAGCGUGGUUCACAGACGAACGUUUUGAAGAGGAAGUGGACAAAAUACUGAUUUCCUGACAACAUGUCUGGGAGGGAAACACUUGGUGUUACUGGUGACUGCUGAGACAGAAAGUCCAUGUAUUGAUCUUUUGAAAUGGACCCUGAUUGUGCAUCUGGACAAAUGUUAAUGCUCAAAACUGGAGACUGAAUACUGUCAAAUCAUAUUCCAUCACAGUUUAUUUUGUUUUUAUGAAUGACAAAAAAAAAAAAGACAUUUACGUAUCUCAUGUUGUACACUGAAGUUUUUAAAAGUAUGCAAUUACAAUGCAUUUCUCAUUUACAAACUGAAAUGUAGUUGUACAAAACAUUUACAUUGGCAGGAAGGGACGGGAUCAUAACAGGGCAGGUGGGCACAAUAAUUAAAAAAGUACACAGAAGUAAAGACUUGGCAGAAUUUUUCAUGAAGAAAUGCACAUGUACAUAUUGGUUGGAUCAUGAGAAAGCAAAAUGAUCUUACAGUUUUUCUCUCGUAUCAUUCUCCACUUACCCAACGUCUUGGUGACCUCAAGAGGCUCCAUUCUACAUGUAAACAUUAUAAAUUAUUCUCAAAAUGCUAGUUGUUUCCAUUUUUAUUAAAAGGAAAACAUAAGAGAUGAUGGAUUUUUGCAACACUAUGCUGAAACAAGACCUUUGAGUUGGCAGUGUGCAGCUGGGUGAAGUCAAAUUCUCACACAGUUUUCUUGAAGCAGCCUUUUCGUGUUAUUUAUACAUUUUCAAAAAGAGGAAAACAUGAAGCUCAUCUGCAGCAUGUCACACGUUUGAAGCUGUAAGCACAUCUCCUUUGUUGAGAGGAUAUUUUGUAGAUGUGGGUCUUUUUUGACUUGUAAACCUUACUGGUCAAAUACAGACUGUAUUAGUAGCCAUUCAAGAGGAUAUUAUACAAAAGAAAAUAAAUAUGUAAUUAAAUAUUUAAACUUUAUAGAGUAAACUGUUUUCCUCUACAUUUUUUAAUAAACGUAAUCGGCUAAUAAUACUAGUGUAAUGCUUUAUCUAAAUUAGUAAAAUGUCACAUUCAUGGGUGCAUAAAUGUUGGGUAAAGGGACAUGUCAUCCAAGCACUCUUACAUCUGGGGAGAUGUGACUGCAAUAUGAAUAAUUUAAUAUGCAAUAUUUUUGUUUGUGUCUCGCAAAAUAUUUUUAAGUGAUUUUUUUAGGCAAGAAAAUCUGUAACCAACUCAACAGGGUGAAU